AUGAGAGGAGUAUGGAAUCCUUCAGUAGUUCUUCACUCACAGACAAUUUUCAAUCACUCAUUCUCUCAUCUUCAUACUCUCUCCACCAUCAGAUCAUCAUCAUCAUCACCACCACCAAUAAACCAGCUGAAAUCCACCAACACCACCACUAACAAGUAUUGGAACAAAUUUUAUAAAAUCCACAACAACAAGUUCUUCAAGGACCGGCAUUACUUGGAGAAGGAUUGGGCGCAUUACUUCUCCUCUGGUAUAAACUCCGAUUCUCCAAUUUCACCGUCCAAAGUUGUUUUAGAGGUUGGUUGUGGAGCUGGGAAUAGUGUGUUUCCAUUGAUAUCAGCAUUCCCUAAUAUUUUUGUUCAUGCUUGUGAUUUCUCAGCUAAUGCUAUUUCACUUGUUAAGGCAAAUGGAGAUUUCAAAGAAGAGAGAAUCAAUGCAUUUGUUAGUGAUGUCACCAAGGACGACCUUUGUGAAACAAUUAGUACCAAUUCGGUUGAUAUUGUUACCUUGAUAUUUGCACUGUCUGCAGUUUCUCCAGACAAAAUGCCCUUGGUAUUGCAGAACAUUAAGAAAGUCCUUAAGCCAAAUGGUUAUGUUCUUCUGCGAGAUUAUGCCACCGGUGACUUUGCGCAGGAGCAACUCAUGCUAAGAAACCAGAUGAUAAGUGAGAGUUUUUACGUCCGUGGAGAUGGUACUUGUGCGUACUAUUUUUCUGAAGAUUUCUUGUCGAGAUUAUUUAAACAAAAUGGUUUUGAUCCUGUUGAAAUCAAUGUAUACUGCAAGCAAAUUGAGAACCGCUCUAAGAAUAUCACCAUGGAUCGGCGAUGGAUACGUGCUGUAUUCUGCAAACAAGAUCCCUGUAAAGAUCCUCCUUUGUCCAUGACUGAAGCUAGAUGACAGUAUGGUUAUUCCUUGACUAAAAAUUAAAGUCCUCAUUUACUAAGGUGAGUUCAUCACUUCCUACAUCUGUUAUUCAUCUUAAUAAGAAGAUAUUUUGUUCUGUGGGAAUUACUCGUUGAGUAACUUGUACUAUUCUUUGACUUGAGGUUCAGUUCCAGCGGGAAUAUUGCACCUAAGUGGAAUACUGUGAUCUGUGAACUUAUGGUGAUGUAUGUUGUCUGACUAAGUAACAUCUAUUAGGAAAUUUUGUAUAGAAAGUAAUGACUCAUUUUUACAUGCGGCAUAUCAGAAAUUUUCUACAGUAGCGUUUUAUAUCUAAUUUGUCUUAUAGCACCUGCGGCAAUAAAGUUACUUAGUCAGACUAAUUGAAGCAUGAUUUGAUCUGUUUGAGUUUUCUUUAAAAUAAUUGAAGAAUGAUUUGAUCUUAAGUUUAUGAAUGACUUCUCUACAUAUAAACUUUUCCUGUUGAAGAUUGUUUUUCAUAAUUAGGAAGAAGAACAUAGUGAAGACGCUACAACAUAACUUUUCAUGUUUGACAUUUGAGAUAAAGGAAGGUACCCCUUUUUCAGUUUUUCCAUAUUCUAGACUUCUAGUCUUCUAGUCUUAGAUCCGAUAUUAGAGAACUUUGAAAUUAAGGAUUAGCCUGAAAUUGUGAUCUGGGGUUCAACUUCUAGUUUUAGGCUACAAACUAGAAUUCUAGUCCAACUUAGACAGAUCGGAGACAAUAUAAUUCAUGUUUAGAAACAUAGAUAUAGCUCACAAGUUACAAGAACAAAGAUGACGAACCAGAAGAAAAAACGAGAAAUUUAACUAAAAGUUACCAAUAAAAUGAAAAGAAAGAUAGACAUUUAGAUUUUCCUAUCUCUGCACAGUUACAAUUUGAUCUUUUCCUUAAGAGAUUCGAAAACACGUAAUUUUUCAUCAAUAAAGAUAAACAUGAGAAAAAAGUAGAUGUAACAGGAAGGUGGAAA
Messenger RNA from Papaver somniferum (opium poppy), 1868 nucleotides. RefSeq lists its product as uncharacterized. The transcript has 9 exons. The coding region runs from base 1 to 894 and encodes 297 amino acids. The record is from RefSeq and is a predicted model, not a curated record. Lineage: Eukaryota; Viridiplantae; Streptophyta; Magnoliopsida; Ranunculales; Papaveraceae.